AUGGUUGGGAGGAAAAGGAAGGAUGACAAGGGUGCGAAAAAGACUGCCAAAAAGGAUAAAACAUCCAUUGCUUCUUUAGAGAUGGAAAAUACUGAGAAGGAAAUGCAUUUGCAUACAAACAACACAAAUGCUACAGAUCCUAUAACUGCUGAGGACACUGUGCCAUUACAUUCAAAGAAAAAACAAUCAAAGAAUUCAAAAGCAGUUGUCAGGAGAUCCAGCCGUCUUAUGAGUUCCAUACGACCUAUUCAUAGCCAAGUCGUUGUUCCUGUUGCCGAGCAUGUCGAUCUUGUCGACAAUGAAGAAGAAGAAGAGCCGAAUGUUCAGGAAGUUAGUGCUAUGCCAAUCAUGGUUGAAAGAAGUGUGGAAGAAAAUGCUGACCGUGUUGUCCGAUCUACUGAUGAAUACAAGCCUAAGAAUGGUAAACAGGUUACUGAAAGACUAAUUAAGUGCCCCUCUGCUAGUAUGAACUACAAAAGAUUGUACUUCGACUCGCAAAAGAAGGUUGAUUUCUUAAUGGAGGAAAAUUUACAGCUAGUCAAAAAUUUGGAAUUUUGUCGUGGAAAGAUUGAAGCGUAUGAGAAGAUGAAGGAUGUUAUGGCUAGUCCAAAGGACGUGAUUUUGAUCAACAAUUCGGGAAAGGCAACCGAACGCACAGAAAAUUUAUUACCUCAAAUGAUGGUGGGAAAUUGUAGCUCUCUGACUGCUGUUGCUGCUUCUGACGCCGUGGAUGAUCUUAAGAAAUCUGUUAAGCAAAGGAAGUACAGUCGCAAAGAGAAAAGGGCCAAGUCUUGA
Molecule: messenger RNA, 795 nt
Organism: Fraxinus pennsylvanica
Lineage: Eukaryota; Viridiplantae; Streptophyta; Magnoliopsida; Lamiales; Oleaceae
Source: the annotation of a GenBank genome assembly